AUGACACUCUCCACUAUGCCAGAAGGGUCGAUUUGUUCGGCGGAGGAUCUAAAAGAUGCGGGUAAUGCUGCCGUAAAAGAGGGCAACUGGGAAGAGGCACUGAAUCAGUACACGAGUGCUCUUCAGCUUGCUCCUGAACCCGAACUUCGCGCGACGAUCUAUCGUAAUCGAGCACUGGUUAGGUUGAAAAUGGACGAUGCAGAAGGAUGUGAAUCAGAUGCCACAAACGGUAAAUACUCUCGCAUUUCACUGAUCAAACGAAAGCAUCUCUUUCUCGAUGAAAAUUUAUUUCUAACAGUUGCCGUCAGAUGCCUAGCAAUUUAUUAUAUUUACAUUCCGUUUUAA
Molecule: messenger RNA, 345 nt
Organism: Anisakis simplex (herring worm)
Lineage: Eukaryota; Metazoa; Nematoda; Chromadorea; Rhabditida; Anisakidae
Source: the annotation of a GenBank genome assembly